This is a messenger RNA of Erinaceus europaeus (western European hedgehog), 1352 nucleotides long. Its product is annotated as cardiomyopathy-associated protein 5-like. Lineage: Eukaryota; Metazoa; Chordata; Mammalia; Eulipotyphla; Erinaceidae. Gene Ontology annotation, molecular function: protein binding. The record is from RefSeq and is a predicted model, not a curated record. The coding region runs from base 1 to 591 and encodes 196 amino acids. The transcript has 4 exons.
AUGCUUCAGAUCCACCUCAUCUGUUACAGUAUCGUCACCAUCACCGCACAAAGUUUGGGGGCCUAUCUCAGGUCUGGAUCCCUCGGUGUGACCGUUCUGUUGACCACCAGAAAUGGGUUCCGAGAUAAAGGCGGUGACUUCUGUGCUAAGCGUAACCUGGUCAAAUAUGUCAACAGGAUCCCAUCAGUGCUGGGGGAGGAGCUGCCUGCCUGUGGCCAGCACUACUGGGAAACCUCCGUCAGGGACUGCCCGGCUUACCGGCUCGGCAUCUGCUCCAGCUCGGCCGCUGGCGCGCUGGGGCAAGGGGAGACAUCAUGGUACAUGCACUGUUCUGAGCCACAGAGAUACACCUUCUUCUACAGUGGUGUUGUCAGCGACGUUCAUGUGACCGAGCGUCCCACCAGGGUGGGCAUUCUGCUGGACUACACCAACCAGAGGCUUGUCUUCAUCAAUGCCGAAAGUGGACAGUUGCUUUUCACGAUCAGACACCGGUUUAACGAAGGUGUCCAUCCCGCCUUUGCUCUGGAGAAACCCGGGAAGUGUACUUUGCACCUGGGCAUAGAGCCCCCCGAUUCUGCAAGGCACAAGUGACCAUUGGCUCGCAGAGUUUUCAAGAGUAAUUUUUUUUUGCAUGGGGGGAUGGAUCUGUUUUUCUUUUCCUCGAAUGCUGUAUGCCAUUCAGAAUGUCUCUCACAAGCUUGUACUAUCGAUAGCUGUAUGUGCCACGAUCAUCAAGAGUGGUUCUGCAAACAGACUCUCAUGCCUGAGGCUCCAAAGUCCCAGGUUCAAGCCCUCGCACCACCACUAGUCAGAGCUGAGCAGUGCUCUGGUUAAAGAAAAAAAGAGGAAAAAAUUAAAAAAAAAAAAAAUUUCUAGAACAGUGUGUGUGUGAGUCAGGAGAAUGGAAAGAAAACCAACUUCCAGCUUUUGGUUUGUACGUGUUUGCAUUCUUCCUGAAAUUUCAGUGAUCUGUCUGUACCUGAUAUGGGAACCUAAAGAGAGAAUAGCUUCUACACCAUUUUGUUGAUGAAAGAAAGCCUUGUAUGGACACCUCUGAGGGGAGGGAGGAAGACUGUGAUACUAAUCACCUCCUCUGACAAGAAACAGACUUUUUUUUUCUUUCCAUAAGAAAAGUGUCACUUCACUUCACUUCACUCAAGGAUGGUGAAUUCUAAGCAUAAAAGAAAACAUUUUCACCAUUGGGUUCAUAAGCACCUCUUUUGUACAGAACUAGAGUCUUCCUCCCCCCACCCCUCCAAAAAAAAACCAAAAACCAAAAAACAAAUGUAGAAAACUGCUAGAUGGUAGAAAUGUCCAUUUUGUUAAAUAAAUGACUAGUCUAUAAAAUGAAA